CACUCAAUUCGAAUUUGACAGAUUUUGUUCAUCUGAAUUUUGAGUUAAUCGAUAUACUUUUUGGGUGUUUACCAACACUAGACUAGCUUGACAGGUCCUAUGAGAAUUAGGGAGGUUCAAACAAAAAACAAACUCAUUCAUGCGAGACAAGUGUGCGAUUCGGUCGUAAAAAAAGAAACGCCCUUGACUUUUUGUUUGAAAUAAGCUCGACUAAUUUUAUUUACUGGGAUCCAAAGUACCAACCAAUGGAUGGAAAUCAAAUGGGAGCGGAGGAACCCAAUGCAGGGGACAAUAUGCAACUAGACUUUCUGCAGUAUUUCAAUUCGUUGAGUGGCAUGCCCCAAGUUGUCGAGAACAACAACAAUGACACCGGUGCUGUCACUGCGGAACAACUUCUCAUGGACACGGACAUCAAUAUGCCACUGACGCAUGAGCAACUGAUGGAGAGUCUAAUGGCUUCGUCGUCACCUAAAUUCAGCAAGGACCCGGAGCCAGCGAUUCCACAGAUAACAAUCAGUGUGCCAGAAGGUCAGUUCCUCAAUGGCGAACUGGAUCCGCAGUUAUCAACCGCAGAGAUCACGAUUAGCUUCAAUGAUCUGCCAACCAUGGCAACCACUGCAGCUCCCGAGCCCAUGGAAUCGCUGGACAUUUCAGCGUGCAGCGUGGCAGAGUUGCAACAGGUACGGCAGGCGCUGCUCAAGCAUAACUUUGUGCACAAACUCCACUUGGCAGCGAGCAGUCCACUGGUGACGUUCCUCAACUGGUCAGCGAGUGGCGAACAGUUGCAGGUGGAUUACAUUGGAUUGCAGGAGCAUCUCAGUGGCACCCAGAGCAUGUUUCGCUGCCUCAACGUGCAGCACUUCAUACAACAGCUGCUGGACAUUGGCUUCAAGCGCGUGCAACAGCACUUGCAACACGCUGAGGCGCGUCCCACGUUGUACUAUCUGCAUGAGAACUUCAAUGCCGGACAACCCGAUCAGAUGUUGCUGCUGUCCGCACCCAAGUGGGAGCUGGACUCAACGGACGUAACGUAUUCAGCUUUGCAGUUGGCGCGUGCUCGCUUCCAGACUUUGUUGCUCUAUCACAACGAUGUGCGACUGCUGCACCAACAGGAACCGAGUGCGGAUCAGUUGCUGCCACGUCGCGGACGCAUCUGCAACAGUCGACAGCCGGCGCAGUUGUUGACGCAGGAGUUGGCCCACAAGCUUGUGAAUCCCCGGGAAACAGUGCUACAGGCUGAAGCGGCGCCAGCGCCAGAAUAUGCUGGAUACUAUGGAACGACGGAUCCGGCAUUGAUUGCCGAGUUCUUUGCGGAGUAUCUGCCACGUUUUGGCCCGAGGAAUAGCGGCUACAAGGACAUUGUAGUGGAUGCCAGCAAAGCGAACUCGUUUCAACAGAACCUGCCCAUUGGCAUUGUGUAUUCCGAGGACGAGGAAGAGCUGGAGAGCCAAAAGAGCGAGGAGACAUCGCCUCCGCCAAUUGUGGAGGUUAAGACUGAAGAGGAGCCAGUGGCUGAGGUGGAGACUUCACUUCCCGAAGACUUUGAGCUCGAGCAGGUGAUGCAGGAACUAUGCGGUGUUGUGUCCGAAGUAGAUGAUAACGGUGCAGACAAGGAAAAGGGAAAAGAAAAGGAACUGGAGCAAAAAGAAAAGGAAGAGAAGAUGGAGGAAUUAUCCAAGAAAUUCAAACAGGAGCUGGACCAAGAGUUGACAAAGAUGGAUCCGAAAGUGAUUAUAGUAAAUCCCAAGGAACUGAAACAGGAAUCGGUUAAAGAAGAUGUCAAGCAGCUGAGCAAAGAACCGAUCAAGGAAAAGGCCAAGGAACUGGACAACAAACCCAAGGAUAUGAAUAAAAAACCAAUAAAAAGAGAAGUCAAGAAGGUGGAGAAGGAACUGAAUAAAGUAAAGCCCAAGGAAUUGAAUAAAGAACCCCUUAACGGAGAUGUUAAGCAGCUUGAUAAGAAACUGAUCAAAAUAGAGGCAAAGGACCCAAAUCAGAAACCGAUGAAUAUGGAGAUCAAAAAUGUGGACAAAAAACUGACUAUAGUUAAGCCUCAGGUGCUGAACAAAGUACCGGUUAAAGACAUCAAGGUGAUAGAGAAGAAACUGAUUAUAGUAAAGCCCAAGGAGCUAAAUAAAGAACCGACAUAUGAAAAAUCUAAAGAGCUAGACAAUAAAUUUAUUAUAGUAAAGCCCAUGGAACCAAAUAAAGAUGGUAUUAUAGAAGUCAAGGAGCCGGGCCAGAAACUGAUUAUAGGAAACCCUACGGAGCUGAGUAACGAAACGAAUAUAGAAGUCAAAGAGGAGAAUGAAGAACCGAUUAACGAAAAGGCCAAGGAGUUGGAGAAUAGAAUGAUUCUUGUUGAGCCCAAGGAACUAAAUAAGGAACUGAUUGAAGAUGUCAAGAAGUUAGAUAAAAAUUUAAUCCAAGAAAAACCAAAGGAGCUGAAAGAAGAACCGAUAACAGAAGAGGUCAAACUGCUGAAUAAGAAUCUGGUCAUAAAAGAGGUAGAAAAGUUGAACAAGGAAUUGAAUAAGGAGGAGUUGCUAGAAAAUUAUCUGAAAAAAGAAGAGUUGAUAAAUAAAAUGAGCAAGGAGCGGGCUAUAGAAGAACUACAGAAUAAAGGAAUGGCGAAAGAAGAAAAAAUGCACAAUAGGAGUAGAGAACAGGCUAGAGAAGAGAUGAACAAGACGACAAAGGUAGAGACUAAAAUAGUGAUCCCGAUGAACAAUGAACAAAUUAAAGAAGGGGUCACAAAGGAUCUGAAGCGAAAGUAUGCAGCAAUGAAACCGACAACAGAAAGAGAAAACGAAAUUGCAACUUCCCCCUUCAGCCAAAGAGGAGAACGUGAAGUCUAAAGUCGAUACCGAUGAGCCGGAUUCCAAGAAAAGUCGCUACGGUCUGCGCAACUCGAAAAUGAGAUAAUAAGCAAGAGCUCAAGGCAAGUCGAACUGCUUACAAAUGAAAGUAAUUAGAAAUAUAUUAAACUUUAUAAAUAUAUAUAGUUUUAAUGCUUAAUUAUUAGUAAAAUAGAUUAUAUUACCAAUUUAAUACAAGAUAUACAUAAUUUUUGUCAGUGUGCCAGAGCACUUUUAUAAACUGAAACUUAAUA
Molecule: messenger RNA, 3112 nt
Organism: Drosophila nasuta
Lineage: Eukaryota; Metazoa; Arthropoda; Insecta; Diptera; Drosophilidae
Gene: comr
Product: cookie monster
Exons: 1
Coding region: 246-2858 (870 amino acids)
Biological process (GO): regulation of DNA-templated transcription
Molecular function (GO): DNA-binding transcription factor activity; sequence-specific DNA binding
Source: RefSeq, a predicted model, not a curated record